AUGUUGCGGGGUGCUUAUAAUUUCCCACCGAACCCGACACCACCCGUUCAACCCCAACCGAUCCCGAUGCAACCCUUUCAACAACCCGAACCCGACGACGAUGUGGAGGUUGUUCCCGAAACCCAACCGGCUAAAGGAAAAGGAAAACUAAACAAAGGUAAUAACCAAACGGGUGACGGUUUUUGGUCCAAGGUUUUGGCGAAGUUCCUCGAACUUAUGGACCAAGGCCCGUAUCGUGAUAUCGACUCGGUGUCGUCAAAGUGGCGGAAAUUGAACUCGGCCGUCAAUAGGUUUUGCGAGGAAUAUAAUAAAAUAUAUACAAGUGGGCGUCGUAGCGGCAUGAGCGACGACGAUGUUUUCAAAAAAGCGUUGGACAACUAUAAGAACAACAAUGGUAAUACCAACUUUGCUCACGUUCGCGCGUGGGAAAUUAUGAAAAAGGAACCGAAAUGGUCGCCGACUCCUAACGAGGUGGAGAUGGCCAAACGCCAAAAACAUCGGAAACGGGUAGCUUUAGCGCCAGUGGAUCGGACGCGAGAGGAGUACGCCGUACAUGAAGCGGAGCGUCCACCGGGCCGAGACAAAUCAAAGAAGGAGCGGGCCAAGGGGAAAGAAAAGGAAAAGGUGGACCCGAACAUGGUUGAGUUUAUGGAACACCUAAAAAUGUACAACGACAUCUCGGCCCAAAAGACGAAGUCGAAGGAGCGGGCCGUCGAAGAAAAAACUCGUGUACCGGAAGAAAAGUUACGCGAGAAGGUCCGAUUGUCGAAUGAGAAAAUCCGAAUUUCCGAUGAAAAAAUCCGGCUCAAGGAAUGGGAUAUAAUAAUAUCGAUGAAUGUCGAGGACGAACCCGAGCCGAAACGUUCGAUGCUGAAAAAACUACAACACGAUAUCAUGAAAAAACAUCAAAUUAUUUAA
Molecule: messenger RNA, 918 nt
Organism: Helianthus annuus (common sunflower)
Lineage: Eukaryota; Viridiplantae; Streptophyta; Magnoliopsida; Asterales; Asteraceae
Exons: 3
Coding region: 1-918 (305 amino acids)
Source: RefSeq, a predicted model, not a curated record